This is a messenger RNA of Cuscuta europaea, 2238 nucleotides long. The record is from the annotation of a GenBank genome assembly. Lineage: Eukaryota; Viridiplantae; Streptophyta; Magnoliopsida; Solanales; Convolvulaceae.
UUUUUUCUUGGCCUAGCGCCCAUAAAAAACUUGCGGACCGGCCUGCUGCGUGGGGUAUUUGGGCGGCGACCUUUGCAGGUGGUAUUUCCUCCAUCGUCUUGACUUCAGCUCCGGUUGGAGUGGAUUCUCGUUCCGAGAAUGGACAUAGCUUCAACCCCUCUCCAAGACCAGCCAAACCUCUCUCAAAAGAGAGUUGCUGUGGUCGGUGCUGGCAUCAGCGGCCUUGCUGCAGCAUACAGGUUGAAAUUGCAGGGUUUGAAUGUCACAGUAUUUGAAGCUGAUGGGAGAGCUGGAGGGAAGCUGAGAAGUGGUUCCCAAGAUGGCCUAGUAUGGGAUGAAGGAGCCAAUACCAUGACUGAAAGUGAAAUGGAAGUCCAAUUGUUACUGGAUUCUCUCGGACUUAGAGAGAAACAACAAUUUCCGAUCUCACAGAACAAGCGGUAUAUAGUCCGGAAUGGAACUCCUGUUUUGUUACCGAUAAAUCCUAUUCAGAUGAUAACUAGCAACUUUCUCUCUGUGGGCUCAAAGCUGCAAAUACUCAAGGAGCCUUUUCUAUGGAUGAAUAGGAAGCUCCCCAAAGAGUCUGAUAUGAAUGAAAGUGUGGGUCAAUUUUUUCAGCGUCAUUUUGGGAAGGAAGUUGUUGAUUAUCUGGUUGAUCCUUUUGUAGCCGGCACCACUGGCGGUGAUCCUGAUUCACUUUCUAUGACUCACGCCUUUCCUGAACUGUGGGAUCUGGAGAAAAGGUUUAGCUCAGUCAUAUUUGGGGCAAUCCAAUCUAAGAUAUUGUCUAAGAAGAAGAAUCAGGGAUCAAUUGAUGCUUCAAAGAAUAGGCAUAAGCGUGGAUCUUUUUCUUUUAUAGGUGGAAUGCAGACACUUACAGAUGCACUGUGCAAAAAACUAGGCGAAGAUGAACUCAAACUUUCAUCAAAGGUUCUGGAAUUAUCUUCUUGCCACAAAGAAAACUGUCUAGAUGGCUGGUUAGUUUCUUAUGCCACACCUCACGUAAUACAUUCAGUGGAUGAAUCUUUUGAUGCUGUUGUGAUGACGGCCCCCCUGUCUGAUGUCAAGAAUAUGAAGUUCACAAAGAAGGGAACUCCUUUUUUGCUCAACUUUCUUCCUGAGAUUGAAUAUGUUCCUCUAUCUGUCAUGAUCACGGCAUUCAAAAGAGAGAGCGUAAAACGACCACUUGAGGGGUUUGGGGUUCUUGUACCAUCUAAAGAAGAACAAAAUGGCUUGAAGACAUUAGGCACUAUUUUCUCAUCUAUGAUGUUUCCAGACCGAGCACCCAGUGAUGUCCAUCUUUACACUACAUUUGUCGGGGGGAGUCGAAAUAGAGAACUUGCAAAAGCUUCCAGGGAUGAACUGAAGCAGUUAGUAGCUUGUGACCUUAAACAGUUGUUGGGGGUGGAGGGAGAGCCAAUGUUUGUAAACCAUGUCUUUUGGAGUAAGGCAUUUCCUUUAUACGGCCGGAACUAUGGUUCGGUCCUGAAAUCAAUUGACAGGAUGGAGAAGAACCUUCCUGGAUUUUUCUAUGCAGGUAAUCAUAAGGGAGGGCUAUCUGUAGGCAAAGCAAUAUCAUCCGGUUGCAGUGCAGCUGACCUUGUAAUAUCAUAUUUGGAAUCCUCUUCAGUGGAGCAUCAGAAAUAACAAUGAAUGCUCAUAAGUGACAAGGGUAUGCAACUUGUACUCCCUCUUUCCCAUUCUAAGGUUCCCGCUCUCCUUUUUGGACGUCCCAUAGAAAGGUUCUCAUUUCUAUUUUAGCAAACCAUAUAUACUCUUAAAUGACAAUUUAAUCAUCAACAAUUAAAAAUAAUACAUCUUUAACAUCACACUUAUCAUCAAUGACCUUAUUAUAUUAUAUAUUCAUCAAAACUAUUUCUCAAAUAUACUCGGAUUACCUUAUUUAACUAUUGUCUAAAUAACCGUGUCAUUUUGCAAUGAGAACCUUUAAGCGGGAUGGAGGUAGUACUUCAUAAGCUUAGAGAGCAGUUGUGCAUUAUUAUUCCUGGUUAUUAAGCCAGUGCGUGGAGUACUCUAUUUGUCUUUUGAUUUUUAAUGACCACAUAUGGAGGGUUUAAAGUAGUUUACUCAUGAUCCCAAAUUGUACUUGCAUAUAAUUGUAUGUAUGUACGUAAUUAUUACAUAUAUGUGUGUGUGUGUUGGAGUUGUGCGUGUAUACAUAUUUCAUAUGUUUUUUUAUACGGUCUGCAAGGCUUAUUGUUAUACUCCGUAUAUUCA